Messenger RNA from Aspergillus versicolor CBS 583.65, 1939 nucleotides. RefSeq lists its product as uncharacterized. The record is from RefSeq and is a predicted model, not a curated record. The coding region runs from base 321 to 1640 and encodes 439 amino acids. The transcript has 2 exons. NCBI's taxonomy places the organism in Eukaryota, Fungi, Ascomycota, Eurotiomycetes, Eurotiales, Aspergillaceae.
GUUUUCUUGGCGGCAUCGGAAGCGCCGAAAUGCCGCUGAAGUCGACUCUGCCCGCAUCGGCUGGUUGCGCCACACCCCAGCCUCGUCCGAGCGCGACCACAGAGUCUCGCGCUCUCCCGUCAGCCUCUUCGCCUCCGCUUUUUACCUUUAGCAGCAAAAUCGAAUCUUGCCGUUUCUCCAUCAACACCGGCUUGUCGCUAUCCCGUACCCCAUCGUCGCGUCACCUUUUCGGCGAUCACGCUCUUUUUUAUAUGGUCCUGGGAGGGGCGCUUCUUUUGUGAAUUAAUUUUACGAAGCUUGAGGAAAGCAUUUUUGUAAAUAUGGGCAUCCCUAUGUACCGCGAGCCAUCGUCAACUGAGGCCACUAAAAACAACGCUGCCAAAGACCCUUGUGCUGCCGCUCGCUCUGCAAUUCGUCGCCAGGCCACUGUUCGCCGCCCCUCGCGUUAUGGCAGUUCUGCUUGGCGCAGUGCGAGCCUACGCUCGCCGUUUCCUCGUCCAUUAGCAGAUGAGUUAGAGCGCGAGGCAAGCGGAUUGCCGCGUCAUCCGCGUUCCCCCGCUUCGAUCCCCGCUCCCCCAAGCGACCCGUUUGAUCUCAACAGCAGCCUGGCUGACAAUAGUCGGCGCGAAGCUGGGCUGCGAAUCCUUGGUGAUGCUAUCCGUCAUAACCGACCAGGUCAGCGGCUGCGAAUACCUCGAACCUCCAAUCUGGCCGACUUGAACGCGCGCCUUGCUAGUGAUGCGAAUGCCCGGCAGGAAGCUCAGGAUCAUAACCCUUUUACGCCCCGUUUUGCUCCAGCUAUUGCAUACCAUAGGUCUUCAACACCUUCGGCCGGACCAGAUUAUCUUCGCUUGUCACCUAUGCCGCGACAUGAUGGCCCUGGGGAAGAUCUUCACGCCGGGUCUUUUUUACCAUUAUUGCGUCGUUUUGGACACCGCUCGAUCAAUGAUGCGAAUUUAACAAACCGGGGACCAUCCAUUGAUGGCUUGGGCGAUCGGCAAAGAAGCGUGGACCUGGAAGACGAUCAUGCAAAUGAUGCCUGGGAGACUCUCCUGACCACAAUAGCACCCGAUACCAACCUCCCUAGUGCCGAUUCGUCCUUUACUUCUGCGUCUGCCUCAGGGACUAAUGGAUCGCAUAAUGCAACCUCGAGUUCUGCGACAUCACUCGAGUCUCUCCAGAGCUCUUUUACCGGUGCCGUUCCAACAGUUCAUAUGACACUCGACCCCUACCAAGAAUAUUCGAAUCCGUGUGACUACUCUAGCGAUUCGGAUACCGAAUCGGACGGCGAGAUUACCCAAGAAUCACUAUUUCGACGCUAUCGUCGCCGUAUGCGCCAGGUCGAUUCGAUGAGACGCGCACAUAAUCUCCAAACCAUGGGCAACCUACCUUCUAUGCCUUCUAUGCCUUCUAUCGCCUCCUCUAAUCCACCUCCUAUUCCCACAAUAUCCUUUUCAUUUUCGGAUUCUUCGGGAGACCAGGACCUGCACCACAUGCAGGCUAUCCUGGAUCGUCUUGCUCGUCGCGAGGAUGUUCCUGAUGACUGGUGGGCAGCAGCUGGACUGUCUCGUCCCCUUGGUCAAAGAGGAGGUGCAGGUGACGAUUCAAACGAUGGUCCUGGUCUGGAUGGCCCUGUUUAGACAAAGAUGAGAGAUAUCGCUUUUUUUUUUCUCCUUUUCUCUUCUCUUAUCAUGUGUUCAUCAUAUAGUUUAUUUUUGUACUUCCUGCGGCAGAUUUUUGCUAUCCGCAGAUUUUAGCGAGAGGGAUAUCAUAGUGGCGUUUGGAGGAGUUUGAUGUUGCACAGUAUCUUCACCUAUUUUGAAUACUUAUGGUGGCGUCGGGCCGGGGAUUGUUUCAUUGUAUGUAUAUAUUCAAGUAUGACUUCAGUCUGUUGGUUUGAAACCGCCACAAAAGCAGAUUGAGAGCGUCAAUGGCAUGG